Molecule: messenger RNA, 3250 nt
Organism: Brassica rapa (field mustard)
Lineage: Eukaryota; Viridiplantae; Streptophyta; Magnoliopsida; Brassicales; Brassicaceae
Product: ethylene-responsive transcription factor ERF012
Biological process (GO): regulation of DNA-templated transcription
Molecular function (GO): DNA binding; DNA-binding transcription factor activity
Source: RefSeq, a predicted model, not a curated record
GAUCACUUCUUGAUUUGCUCAGCAAGUGGCUUCCGACUUCCGUACGCUAUAUAGUAGUAUAUACUAUUCCUAGCAAUAUUGGCUCCACUCGUUGAUUAUUCUUUGGACAAAUAUCAAUCUUAUUGGUAACAAUACAAACCAUAAAAUAAAAUAAACGAAAAAAAUCAAACGAACAAGUUUGUAAAACAAAUGAUGAAACAUAAUUUGGUUUCCUAUAAUGGACAAAAGUUCACGUAAUAGUAUACCGAUUUACAUCUGCAAACAUAGUUUCCUCUAAAUUUCAAGAUUCUUAGUUAUUCUACUUUGAGUUAACAUUACAGAAAUUUAAUAUGAAGAUGCAAAUCUAGCAAAAAGGUUAAAAGAAAGCCAUGUUCACAGUUCAAAAAAAUAAAAAGCCACGUUCAGGUUCAUUGUUCGAACUUUGAACACUUAACAUGCAUCCAUAUUCGAUUAAUAAUUAGAUGCGAAAGAUAAAAAUAAUUAUUUUUAAAUGAGCAAGAAACAAAUUUGUAUUAAUGACGAUUGACAGUUUGCUAUGAUAAACAAAAAAUAGAAGAAAAACACCUGUCAUGCACCAAAAUGUCACAUUCAUACACAGUAAACCAUACUAUAUCACAAUUGACCCUAUUGUAGAUUUAUAUCAAAUAAAUAAUAUUUCUUCCCUCGUCUCCCAUACCCCUUCAUAUCAAUCUACCUCUAUAUAUAAUCUCCUCACCUCACCUCACAUAAACACUCAUCCAAAAAUCUCUAGCCAUCACCAACAACAAUAAGAACUCAAGAACAAUCUCCUCAUCGCUUGAUAAAUACCACAUUGUCCAAUCAAUCUACGUAGCCUCGGAUCAAUACACACAACACCAUUACAAUGGUGAAACAAGAACUCAAUAUCAAGAAGGAAAUGUCAUUGUCACCUUCGUCUUCUCCUAAGACCAAGAGCAAGAAGAAUAAGAUUAAGAAGUACAAAGGAGUGAGGAUGAGAAGUUGGGGAUCAUGGGUGUCUGAGAUUAGGGCACCAAAUAAAAAGACAAGGAUUUGGUUGGGCUCUUACUCAACAGCUGAAGCAGCAGCUCGGGCUUAUGAUGUUGCACUCUUGUGUCUAAAAGGCCCUCAAGCCAAUCUCAACUUCCCCAGCUCUGCUUCUUCACACCUUCUGUUAGAUGAAAAGACCCAUUUGUCCCCCAAAUCCAUCCAAAAAAUUGCCGCUCAAGCAGCCAACAAUUCAUUUGACCUUUUUGCUCCCUCUUCAUCGGCAGAUUCGUCGCCGUCCGAUCAUGAUCAACAUCCUGAUGACAUGCAAUCUUUGAUAGGGUCUUUCGUAGACAAUCGUGUGUCUUUGAUGGAUCCAUCAUCAUCGUGGUAUGACAAUGAUCAUAAUGGGAUGUUCUUCUUCGAUGAUGGAGCUCCGUUUAAUUACUCUCCUCCACUGAACACGACCACGAAUAUGGUCGAUGGGUAUUUCUACGAAGAUGCUGAUAUUCCACUUUGGAGUUUCAGUUGAUCUGACGGUCCAGAAUACAUACUUUACUAUAUAUGUUUUAUUAUUUACAAAAUUCUUUUUAUAUGUUAAUUAAUUUACCUUACACAAAAAUGUUAACUAAUUUACCCUUGUCGUAAUUAUACCUUUCAAAUUGUAUGUCAAUAUUGCAAUACGUUUGGGAGUUGAGAGGUGGGCGGGCGGCCUAGGAAGAUCACAUGAACAAGAAGCCUUUUUGUCACUUCUUUGACUUUUCAAGUGAUUUUUCCUUUUAAUUAAGUUUUACUGAUAGCAUGUUGUAUCAUUGUAAAGAAUAUAUAUAAUAUAUAUAAUAUAUAUUGCAGUAUGUUUAUGAAAUUAAUCUGGUGCUCAAUAUUUGAAUUUUGUUAAAUUUUCAACUUAUUUGCGUGUAUAUAUGACAUAUAUGCCGAGUAGGUAUGUAAUGGUUUUGCAACCCAGCACAUUAUCUUUGCACUGAAUUUCUUAUUUUGGUAAGUGGUAAACCUAGUGGUAUGUAUAUAAUUAACAAUCAUUAGUUACAAGACAUUAUUGAUAAAGAUAAUUAGAUGAUAGUGGCAAAGUUCUUUAGAUGAUGUAUAUACAUGCAAGCAAACUUUUUCCCAAUGUCUCUUCCUAAUUCAUUAGUUUUUUUGGUCUAACCUUAUUCAUUAGUUGUUUGAUUAAAAAACUAUUAUGUAUAGUACUAUUAUUCAGAGGAAUCUCACUGUUUCAUGUGCCGUGGAAAAGUUUGGUAUGGCAAAUAAUGCACAUAUUACUUGGGGACAGAGUUCAUAUCUUUGAAAAUUGAACUAUUAUAUUAAAAGUGAAAUUUAUUUUUUAUAAAAUUUAUCGUUCUCUUUUCGUUUUGCUCUCUCAUUGAGGUAUAACAGAAGCGCAGUUACGUUAACAAAUAUAGUAAUUUUAUGAUCCACUAUUAUAAUCAAUUCAAACUGAUUUUAAAUGUUCCAGCGUAGUCAAUCGAUUUAAAUCACUAAAGUAAAACUGAUUGCACUUUUGGUGUAUAGUAGCUAACAGUAAGAAACUUUACCUUAUUUUGUAGUAAGACAUUCAUAUGAUUCUUAUCGCUUCAACAUGGAAUCUACUUUUGUAGAUUAUAUAGCAUUUCUUUGUCCAAGGGACAUAAACUCCAUUACUUGGGAUUGAACAUUGAAGCCACAUGACUCGUCCCCUGCUCAACACUCUUUCGUGGUGUGGGCUGCGACGUCCAUGGGCUUUUUGGCGUGUACCUAUAAAAGUUAACGUUUAGACAAAGAAAAAUCGAAAACUAGGCAUUUCAAACCUUAAAAGAGUAAAUGGGCUGUGUUGAGCAUAUAGAAAUAUAGGUAACGUUGAUGGGGUUCGGUUAGGGCUUUUUGUAAAUAUCUUUUUUAUAAAUCGGACUACAAUGCACUAAGACCAUGAUUAAUUGAAAGUUCUUGAGGUGAAAUUUUUAUCGAAAUAUAAGAAACCGUCUCUUAAUUUUUAACUAAAAAAAGCUAAGAAUCACAUUUUAAAUAUCUUAUUAAGAACCGGUUUUUACCUUUUUUAGUUAAAAGUUAAGACAGUUUUUUAUAUUUUCCUUAAAAAUCUCUAUUAAUCAUGCUCUUAGAGAAUUCCAACUUUCAUAUCACGUAUACAGAGUUUAAUAAGUCACGUAUACAGAGUUUAAUAAGUCAUUCGGUAAAUAAAAGUAGCAAAUAAGAAAACUUGUGAUGAUGUUUUUUUGCGGUAUACUUAGCAAAGUGUUGUUUGAUAUAUAUAAGCAAACAAAAAAGGUUU